This is a messenger RNA of Passer domesticus (house sparrow), 900 nucleotides long. It is a transcript of the gene CSRP3, whose product is annotated as cysteine and glycine rich protein 3. The transcript has 6 exons. The record is from RefSeq and is a predicted model, not a curated record. The coding region runs from base 194 to 784 and encodes 196 amino acids. Gene Ontology annotation, biological process: muscle tissue development; sarcomere organization; cardiac muscle contraction. Lineage: Eukaryota; Metazoa; Chordata; Aves; Passeriformes; Passeridae. Gene Ontology annotation, cellular component: Z disc; cytoplasm; nucleus. Gene Ontology annotation, molecular function: actinin binding; structural constituent of muscle.
AGCUUGGUGAUAGCAAUGGCAUUGCUCAGAUCCCUUAAACUCUCAAUCCCCUCCCCUCCCCUCCCAGCUUAUAGGGCUGGCAGAAGUGGUCACUGCAUUUAAAGAGAGCAGGAACCCCUCCCAUUCAAACCCUUUGAGACCCAAGAAAAGAAGGAGAAAAUUCAAGCGACUCCGGUUAACCCUUCAGAUAAGGAUGCCAAACUGGGGAGGAGGAGCCAAGUGUGGGGCCUGUGAAAAGACCGUGUACCAUGCUGAGGAAAUCCAGUGCAAUGGAAGGAGUUUCCACAAGUCAUGCUUCCUCUGCAUGGCUUGCAGGAAGGCUCUGGACAGCACCACAGUAGCAGCUCACGAAUCCGAAAUCUACUGCAAAACCUGUUAUGGGAGAAAAUAUGGCCCCAAAGGGGUUGGCUUUGGACAAGGGGCUGGAUGCCUCAGCACUGACACCGGAGACCACCUGGGCUUGAACCUGCAGCAGGGGUCACCAAAGCCUGCUCGCCCCUCAACACCAACUAAUGCUUCAAAGUUUGCCAAGAAGAUGGUAGAUGUGGAUAAAUGUCCCCGUUGUGGCAAAUCAGUGUACGCUGCAGAAAAGAUCAUGGGAGGAGGAAAACCUUGGCACAAGACCUGCUUCCGCUGCGCCAUUUGUGGGAAGAGUUUAGAAUCCACGAACGUUACAGACAAGGAUGGAGAGCUCUACUGUAAAGUUUGCUAUGCAAAAAACUUCGGUCCCAAAGGAAUUGGGUUUGGUGGCCUCACUCAAGUGGAGAAGAAAGAGUGUGAAUGAGAAGAAAUGAAUGCAACAGACUCAAACUGCUGUUGAUGACACCAAGUGAUAGCUGUCAAGUAAAACACUAAACAACACAUAUUGCUAAGUACCUAGGGCAUUUGAUUAAGAUCUUC